This is a messenger RNA of Auxenochlorella protothecoides, 207 nucleotides long. RefSeq lists its product as hypothetical. The coding region runs from base 1 to 207 and encodes 68 amino acids. Lineage: Eukaryota; Viridiplantae; Chlorophyta; Trebouxiophyceae; Chlorellales; Chlorellaceae. The record is from RefSeq and is a predicted model, not a curated record. The transcript has a single exon.
AUGACAUGCUGGCGGCAGUUGAGGGGCCUGGAUGUAAUUGUGCAUCAACCUAAGAAAACCUCUGCUCUCUUCUACCAUGCUUCGAUUCUACAAUGCUGUCAAGCUUCACGCCGGGCCAGGAGCUCUUGGAAAUCGAGGCUACCGAGCGAUGCACUCGCCAAAAGGGAAAAGGACGAACAUCCUUGUCAUCUUGAGUGCCCGCAAUAG